AUGUUUGGCCGCAUUAUCAACCCCCUUCUGAUCUCCCUGGUCCCCCUAGCCCAGCUGCAACCAGCCAAAGCAGCCGGUGAUUCAUGGCCAAUCAGCGACUCUGGCUAUACAGAUGUCGUGCAAUGGGACCAUUACAGCUUCAUCAUCAAUGGCGAGAGAAAGUACCUUUUUGGAGGCGAAAUGCAUCCCUUUCGCACGCCGGUUCCGGAAAUGUGGCAAGACAUAGCCCAAAAGUUCAAAGCCAGCGGCAUGAACACAUUCUCCUUCUAUAACAUGUGGGGGAUGCACGAAUCCUUUCCUUCUCAGGUCGACUUUACUACCGCCUUUCGUGACUACCGGAGACUUCUUCAAUACGCCGAAGAUGCCGGCCUCUAUGUAAUGGCCAGGCCGGGACCCUACACCAAUGGGGAAUUGAAUGCUGGCGGCUAUCCGAUAUGGGUGACCACGGGAGACUAUGGGUCGCUGCGCACAAACGACACACGCUAUACGGCCGCGUGGCAAGACUACAUGACGGAGAUCACCGACAUCAUCCGCGACCACCAAAUUCACAAGAACGGGACCAUCAUCUCCAUCCAGGUCGACAACGAGUUUCCGUCCCAGUACAAGGACCGCACGGCCAAGACGCCGAAUGGGCCGGGCAUCGGGUACAUGGAGAACCUUGAAGCCUUGAUCAGGGAGCAGGGCGUCGAGGUGCCGACGACGGCCAAUGCACCGGGGCACUACCCUGAUUGGUCCAAGGACUACGACACGGUCGGAGCCGGAGGCGAUGUGGACGUCUGGGGACUGGACUCUUAUCCACUUUGUUGGUCGUGCAACCCAGACGACUGUAGCUCAGCCAAUGAUGACUUCACGCUUUUGAAAUACUAUGACUAUUUCCAAGAAGUAGCACCGAACCAGCCAGGUCUGAUGCCCGAGUUCCAAGGCGGGAGAGUCUUGCCGCUGGGCGCAGAAAGCUGUGAAGCCUCGGUUGGUCCCGACUUUCGCAACGUCUAUUAUCGACACAAUAUUGACCAGAAGAUGUCGGCACAAAUCAUGUACAUGUUUGCCGGGGGUACGAACUGGGGAUGGAUCGGUGUGCCCUUCAUCGGGUCCAGCUACGACUAUUCGGCGCCCAUUGCGGAAGAUCGUACCCUGCGUGACUCGUGGUACGAAGUCAAGAAUCUUGCCUUGUUCACCCGGGUUGCCCAGGAUCUCGCCAAGGUCGACAGGCUGAAUGGGACUGACGCCGUGAUUGAUAAUGACGCCAUUAGUGCCACCGAGCUUCGAAAUCCCGAUACCGACGCUGCAUUCUACGUCGUGCGACAUGCGACGUCGACGGAGGAUUCGGCCGAAUCAUUUCACAUGAAUGUCACCACAUCGAUCGGCAGCCUCGUGAUUCCUCAAGUGAUUAGUGCGCUUCCACUAUCUGGGCACAUUGCCAAGAUUGUCGUCACCGACUUCACGUUUGCAGAUCAGCAGCUCAUUUAUUCCACGGCCGAAGUAUUCAGCUAUGUGGUCAUUGACAACGCCCCGGUCUUGAUCCUUUGGGUACCAGCUGGGGAAAGCGGAGAGUUCUUGCUGAAAGAUGCCGAAGGCGGCGAGAUUCUCAAUUGUGAUGGAUGCUCCGAUGUGUCCUUCAAUCAGACUGUGGAUGGAGUGAUCACGGCCUUUACGCAGGGUGAGGGGUCUAGUCUCUUAAAAGUUGGAGAUGUGCGUGUUUUGCUGCUCGAUCGAGUUGCGGCUUGGCAUACUUUCCUUCCGGUUCUGACCAAGGACCCUUCAGCUCCGGUGAAUCAAACCAUCGUCGUUCAAGGACCUCAUCUUGUCCGUGAAGCUGGUAUUGAUGAUACCAAUGGUCUUCAUGUACACGGAGAUACCAACGCAACGACCGAGGUCGAGAUCUUCGCCACCAGCUCGGUGAAUAGAUUGUGGUGGAAUGGAAAAUCGACUUCCUUCACCAAAUCGAGCUAUGGGUCCUUGAUAGCCACAAUCAACGGUCCUGACAGUUACGAGUUGCCUCCACUAAUCGAUUGGAAGACUCAUGAUACGCUUCCAGAGCGCUUUGUGAACUACUCGGCAACCAGCGACGCCUGGGUCUCUGCCGACAAGGGUCUCUAUGUCGAUUUGUACGGUCCUCAUCACGGCUUUAGUCUGUGGCGCGGCACCUUUAACGGCUCAGCAACAGGCGGUGUCUUUGAGGUCCAAGGCGGCCGAGGCUUUGCAUUCUCGGCGUACCUGAACGGCCAGCAAGUCGGCUCUUAUGCCGGAGACGCAGGAGACGCCAGCUCGACCCUGUCGGUUUCUUUUGAAAAUGCUACAAUUGACAGCGAUGGCGAGAAUAUCAUUCUGCUCGUGCAAGACAAUACUGGCCACGAUGAGACGAGCGGCGCGACAAAGCCGCGCGGUAUUCUGAGUGCCGCUCUGAACGAUACCAGUGAAGCCAUUCAAUGGAAGCUGGCAGGCACUGUUGGAGCCCCGAUGAACAAGACUGUCGACACGGUCCGUGGCCCUUACAAUGAAGGAGGACUGGUAGCUGAGCGUCUGGGAUGGCACCUCCCAGGCUUUGAUGAUGCGACAUGGUCAGUCGGGAGUCCGUCUGCUGGUGUCCAAGAGGCUACCAUUCAAUUUUACCGUACACUGGUUGAUCUGGAUAUUCCCGAAGGACACGAUGCCUCGAUUGUGUUCACCAUCGCAACGAAUAACCCAACGGAAAGAGUGAGGGCGCUUCUUUACGUCAACGGGUACCAAUACGGCCGCUAUAUGCCAUAUGUUGGCAGCACCUCAAGUUUCCCAGUACCUCCCGGAAUCCUAGAUUAUAGCGGCAAAAACACAAUAGCCAUCGCACUGUGGUCACAAGACGACGAGGGUGCGUCUUUGGAUGUUACCUGGGAGAUAACCAGCUUAACCCGAUCUUCUUUGAACUCCAGAUUUGAUGGGUCGUACCUUCGCCCAGGCUGGUCCGAGGAUCGCAACGUCUAUUACUAA
Messenger RNA from Pestalotiopsis fici W106-1, 2964 nucleotides. RefSeq lists its product as uncharacterized. The transcript has 3 exons. Gene Ontology annotation, cellular component: vacuole. Gene Ontology annotation, molecular function: beta-galactosidase activity. NCBI's taxonomy places the organism in Eukaryota, Fungi, Ascomycota, Sordariomycetes, Amphisphaeriales, Sporocadaceae. Gene Ontology annotation, biological process: carbohydrate metabolic process. Bases 1 to 2964 code for a protein of 987 amino acids. The record is from RefSeq and is a predicted model, not a curated record.